CUGAUCUUUCUUUCAGUGUUAAUAUGGUCUUUGAACGCUUUUCUUGUCCCCAACAUUACUUAAAGCACCUAGUCUGACGUUUGUCCAAGUGCCUUUGCCGUACAACCUCUGAAACGGAUUUAUUUCUGUGUGCUGUUUACAUUACCUGAUUAGCCUUCCUAAAUAGUUCGUCCGGAAUUAGGAAUGCACGUAUUGAAGCCUUGACACAGUUAGUCCACCAUCUCGUAAUUUGUCAUCCUCGUGUCAGAAUAAACUCGUCUCGGCGCACGUUAAAUCUUCUCGAGCUAUUUUAGCCUAGCUCGCUAGCUGCUAACAAGGGUUCGCCUUUGUCAACGCCACAUGCCAAGCAGACAUCAAAUGUGUGUCAAGUUUUGUGGUUAUCCUGUAAAAAAUGUUUGUAAAAGAUGUGAAAGAAGAAAAGUACGAGAUGGAACUUUGUGGAACAAGAGAGGAGAACGAGCGAGAAAGUGAACGCCUGAACGCUCAUUUCAAGCAGCCUCAAGAUGUGACAAACAGAGCAGCCAUAUGUGAAAAAUGCCAUUGUCCUCAGCAACAGAAGCAAGAGUCACCUUGCGAUAGAGAGAAAAAAGAGGAGGCGUGUCUGCACAUUAAAGAUGAAGAGGAGGAACCAGCACUCCCUCACAAUAAAGAAGAAGAGGAGGCCUCCCACAUACAAGAAGAGGCUGAGCCACAACUCUCCCAUGUUAAGGAGGAAGAGCAGGAGGCCGAUAUCACCAAGUUCGUUCUGAGUGUUGUCCAUUUGAAGUCAGAUGGUGAUGAUGAAUGUCAAGGUGAGGAGAACGGAGAGGUGGAGCCUCCAAGCAGCGGCUCAGCAGAAGGCCUUGGAGAUCAUGGGGGAGGAUCACGAGCUGAGAGCCUCUUAGCUCCACUUUCAGACAGUGAUGACAUCAUGUCACAGUCUCUUGACACGGAGGACGCACAGUCCAAAAGUUAUAGGAAAUGGCACACUGACAAGGCACACUGGAAAUGCUUGCAGUGUGAGAAAACCUUUUGUUCAAAAUGGGGUUUGAAAGUACACACAAGAAUACACACUGGAGAGAAACUUUUUGCUUGCUCCAUUUGUGAGAAACGGUUUACCCUGAAAACCGAUUUAAUAAGGCAUACGAGAACGCACACUGGGGAAAAACCUUUUGUCUGCUCAAUUUGUAGCAAAAGCUUCUCCGUCAAGAAGAGUUUAAUCAGGCACACAAGAACACACACUGGGGAGAAGCCUUUUGCCUGCUCAGUUUGUGGUCAAAGAUUUUCGGAGAAAGGAAAUUUAACCAAACACAUCAUUACUCACACUGGAGAUAAACCUUUUGCUUGCUCCGUUUGUGGUCAAAGAUUCACUGAAAAGAGAAAUUUAGGAAGACACGUCGUAGCGCACACUGGAGAGAAACAUUUUGCCUGUACAUUUUGUGGUCAACGAUUCUCUGGAAAGAGCAGUUUAAGAGCGCACACAAAAACCCACACUGGAGACAAACCCUUUCCUUGCUCAGUUUGUGGUAAAAGAUUCACUCGGAUGACAGAUUUGAUGAGGCACACAAGAACGCACACUGGCGAGAAACCGUUUUCAUGCUCAGUUUGUAGUAAAAGCUUUUCCCUGAAGGGACAUUUAAGAACACACACAAAGACACACACUGGAGAGAAACAGUUUGCCUGCUCAGUUUGCAGUAAAAGAUUUACUCUGAAGACAGAUUUACUGAGGCACACAAGAACCCACACUGGCGAGAAACCGUUUUUAUGCACGGUUUGUGGUAAAAAAAUUCACUCAAAAAUGCAGUUUGACAACGCACACAAGAACACACACCGGAGAGAAACCCUUUUUGUGCUCAACUUGUGGUCAAAGGUUCACCAUGAAGACUGAUUUGGUAAGGCACACAAGAACGCACACUGGAGAAAAACCUUUUGCCUGCUCUGUUUGUGGCGCGAGAUUUACGAUGAAGACAGAUUUAACGAGGCACACCAGA
This is a messenger RNA of Hippocampus comes (tiger tail seahorse), 1970 nucleotides long. Its product is annotated as gastrula zinc finger protein XlCGF57.1-like. The transcript is spliced from 2 exons. Bases 392 to 1867 code for a protein of 491 amino acids. The record is from RefSeq and is a predicted model, not a curated record. Gene Ontology annotation, cellular component: nucleus. Gene Ontology annotation, molecular function: RNA polymerase II transcription regulatory region sequence-specific DNA binding; DNA-binding transcription factor activity, RNA polymerase II-specific. Lineage: Eukaryota; Metazoa; Chordata; Actinopteri; Syngnathiformes; Syngnathidae. Gene Ontology annotation, biological process: regulation of transcription by RNA polymerase II; embryo development.